Messenger RNA from Manis pentadactyla (Chinese pangolin), 5464 nucleotides. RefSeq names its product sushi domain containing 6 (gene SUSD6). The record is from RefSeq and is a predicted model, not a curated record. Bases 586 to 1497 code for a protein of 303 amino acids. The transcript is spliced from 7 exons. NCBI's taxonomy places the organism in Eukaryota, Metazoa, Chordata, Mammalia, Pholidota, Manidae.
GGGGCCCGGAGCAUUGUGUCACCCGCGCGCCCGGCCGGCUGUCAGAGGCGCGGAACAGACGCGCACUGCCCGGAAGGAACGUUGGGGAGCCCGGUCGGCCGCCCGGCGUCUGCUGCUCUCUGCGCCGGCCCCGCUGUCACCCGGAUGGCGGGGCGUGGGGCCGGGGGAAGCUGGAUGGGAUGUGGUGUGGGCUCUGCCGAGACCGGGAGGAGGACCAGACGGCGGGUUGGCGGCUGGGGGCUUGGUGGUCGGGAUCGGGAGCGCCACCCCGGCCUCGCCCGGCGUGCGAGGUCGCGCCCCCUGCCCGGGAGUUCAGGGUGGAGACCACACUUUACGAGCCGCUGGAGAGGAGUUGAACUUGCUUUGAGUCCAAGUGGCAAAGGCAAAGCCAAACUCCAGUGUAGCAGCUCUGUGUCAACAGCUGCUCUCUCUUCCUCUCUGCUGAUAGAGUAGAGCUGGGGCAGUUUCUGCAAGCUCUCCUGCACCCAACGGAUCUCCAGGUGAAUCUACCCCUGGCUGACUUUAGAAUUCUUACGUCUGGCUUUUAAAUUUUUUUCUUUUAAAAAUAACUUGGACGGAUAAAAGAUGUGCCAUGGCAGGAUAGCACCAAAGAGCACCUCAGUGUUUGCCGUGGCUUCUGUGGGACAUGGAGUCUUCCUUCCACUGGUGAUCCUUAGUACCCUCCUUGGAGACGGACUUGCCUCCGUGUGUUCCCUGCCCCCGGAGCCAGAGAAUGGUGGCUACAUCUGCCACCCACGGCCAUGCAGAGACCCCCUGAACGCGGGCAGUGUCAUCGAGUACCUGUGUGCUGAAGGCUACAUGUUGAAGGGCGAUUACAAAUACCUGACGUGUAAGAAUGGUGAAUGGAAGCCAGCCAUGGAGAUAAGCUGCCAUCUCAAUGAGGACAAAGACACCCACACGUCACUUGGGGUCCCCACGCUGUCCAUCGUGGCUUCCACUGCCAGCUCCGUGGCACUCAUUCUCCUCCUCGUGGUGCUGUUUGUGCUGCUGCAGCCAAAGCUGAAGUCCUUCCAUCAUAGCAGGCGUGACCAGGGGGUAUCUGGGGACCAGGUCUCCAUCAUGGUGGAUGGAGUCCAGGUUGCACUACCAUCAUAUGAGGAAGCUGUGUAUGGCAGUUCUGGGCACUGUGUGCCGCCUGCUGACCCCAGAGUGCAGAUCGUGCUGUCAGAAGGGUCUGGGCCCAGUGGGAGGAAUGGGCCAAGGGAGCAGCAGUUGCAGGAUGAGGUAGCCUGCUCCUCUGCAGGUGGAGAGGAGGAGACCCCAGGCCAGUCUGGACUGUGUGAAGCCUGGGGCUGUCAGGGCUCAGAGACUGUGAUGGUGCAUCAGGCAACCACCUCUUCCUGGGUGGCCGGCUCAGGGAACAGCCGAGUGGCGCACAAAGAAGCCCCGGACUCAGAGAGCAGUGACAUACAAAGCCUUUUAUCCCUCACAUCGGAGGACUACACAGAUGAUAUCCCACUGCUGAAAGAAGCAUGAGAGCUGCCACCGGCCUCCCUCCUCUCUGCAAUGGCCCUCUCUGCCCUCCCUGCCCCUCCCUGUGGGUUUGAGCGCUCUGUACUCCAGCCACCCUGCCUGGAUACCUGAGCCGCCACCUGUGUAUCUGUGUAUCUCUGAGGGCCUGCAGGCCCCGCUUGCUGGAUACUCAAGGAAGAUUCUCACCAUCUGCCUGCUGGACAGCUGGAGAAGCUGGCUUUUUGCCUAGCCCGCCCUUCCCAUCUGUGUUGGGGACAUAUUUGAAUGUGUUGGAUCGAGCCCUUCCUUUCCCUGAGCCCUCUGGGUCCCCUCUGGCCAGCUCUUUGGCGGCAGCCCCCACCAGCCUGCAAGGGCCCGAGAGCGCUGUGUUUACUUGUGCCUUCCCCCACCCUUCCCAGUUUCCCUGUCACGCAGGCUCGUUGCUGUCUUACAAGCCUUAGGGGCUGCCCUGCUGCCCCUUCCACACAGGGGCUGGCCUGAGUCUAGCCUGUCGGCUUUGAGGGGUGGCACUGCUGCCGUAGCAGGAGCAGAUCCGAGAGUGGCUGUGGCUGUCUUUGGGAUGUCUGUGCCCUCAGUGGGACUGGUGGCCCAUCUCCUUGACUGAGGCUGGAGGAGGUGGGAAAUCAUGCCAAAGCUGUCCCAGCACCUGGCUGUCUAGAGAUGUUGGCUCCUGGCCCAGUUGAGUUUCCAGGAAGCAUCCAGAAGAUCUCAAGGGAGGGAAGAAAGAUGGUUGAUGAUUGUCUUCCUAAUACGCAAGUUCCUGCUUCCAACAUGGACCUCCUGGCCUCAGCUUGUCUGUCUCCCUGGAGUGUAAGGGUAGUUGCAUGCUGCCUCCUGGGUUUGGUCCCAGGGAGCCCCAGCUUCCUUGCUGCCUACAGAGCCUGAGCAAAUCAUCCCUGGGACGGGAGAGUUGCUGAGAUGCCAUGGAAUGCCCAUCUGGUUCCUGGCAGUUGGGGCAAGUUGCCCCGUUCUUGGUGGUGAUGAGAGGCACAGACGGGUCCCCUGGCAGCUACAGGCAGCUCUGGCCGGUCCCAAGGGUCCUCCUCACCACAGUCACGUGCCUUAGUAACUGUGCCCAGGAAGCGUCCUGCUGCUUCUGCGCUGCUGCUUCUCCUACUUCUGUGCUCCCCUACCGUCCCUCCACAUGUCACAGCAGAUGGAAAACUCCCUGGUCUUCCCUGGCACCUAGGGGAGGGGCUGAGAGAUGGUCUGCAUGCACCCUUACCUUGCUGGCCUGCGGUAGGUGUUGCAAAGUAGCCUGGCUCUGGGUCCUGGUUUUGAAGGAAUGGGCUCUGCACUCCAGAUGCCACUUCUGGGGCCUCUCUCUCAGCCACAUGUUGAAUGCUAACAAGACUGGGGUGACAGACCUCAGCCAGGCUGUUGCGAUCUUCCAAAGAUAUGGCAUUAAGGAAUGCAUGCAUUGUUUUGAAGCAUUGGGGCCAUGCUGCACCCCUGCUUCUCCCACGAGCCUCUCUGUUUGGGAUGUAAAAUAAUAGCCUGGUGUACUUUCAGUCCCGGACCUAACGGUAACGCUAGGUGUGGCCUUGAAGAUUAGGGGAAUGGCUUUCUCUUGGCCUCCUGCCUCUACUCUCACACAUGUACUUUACCACCCCCGCUCAUUCCCAGGCCUCUCGCUGUCACACUUGGUCUUCCUUCCUUCUCAGGGUAAGGGCAGUGCCUGCCACGCCUGUCACCUCUCCCACAUCUCUCUGCUUUCCCCCCUAGGAGCUCUGGCUGGCAUGGUUCCAUCUAGAGCAGUUUGGUAAAGGCUUUAGAACUAGAAGGCAGAAGCCUCUGAAGGAGAUGAAACUGACUGGUGGGCCUGUCCUUGGCCUCAAGAGACAUGCCCGCCAGCAGUUGCCGGCACUGGGCCCAUCUGGAGGUUAGGAUCUCCACUGACCCCAGCUGCCUCGCCACACGCCCACUCUCCUUCACCUGCUGGGGUCCCCGUGUCUUCCUCCAAAAAAGAAAGCAGGGAGAAGUGCUGGGGGUCCACAGGCUCACUGCCGAGCCUGCAGCUUUUCCCAAACCUGAGUUCUAGUCUAGAAACUAUUUUUUUAAAUGGAAGAUGUUACUCCUUUCUAUAUUAGCACUCUAGGUCACUCCCUCCCCCAAGAUUGCACUUUUUGUUUUGGGUUUAUUCAGUCACAUAGGUGACCAGCUUGGCCCCUGAAAAGAUGAAAAGCCUUCCUUCUGAAGCUUUCUUCCACCUUGCCCACCAUUACCACCACCCUGGGGAACAUAAGCCCAGACAGAAUUGCCUACCUGGUAGGAAGGAAAGAAGCCAGGAUAAGUGGGAGUCCUCCACCUCCACCCCAAUGCCCACCCCCACCCCAGCUGGCUUUGCUGAGACCUCCCUCUGGGUAGAGGAUCCAGGCUUCAAUCGCUGCCACCAUCCAUACCAGCUUCCUCCGACAGGCUGUUCUAAUACCUGAAGCAGUUUCUUACCCAUCAGCCAUGUGUUGCUGUUCCUAGGGCUUCUUGGCUUUGUCCCUUUCUAGGGACUAGGGACUCCACAGCUGCCUAGAGGUGGGGCUUGGCUGAGAGACAGGAGUGGUGUCAGGUGGCCUGCUGUAGGAAGGAGGCUGCCAGAGGAUCCCAUAGCAGGUGGGAAGAGCUGUCCGCAAGCCUGGCUUUCCCAGGAGAGUCCUCUGGGGGAGUCCAGCAGAGCAUGUGUCCAGGAGAAUGGCCACCACCAAAGGACUUCUAAAAAGGUCUAUUUUUUUGCACACGUUAGCUAACUCAAUGCAAGGUUUCUAUCCUGGCAACUUGCAGUCAGAUUCAAUGACUUAGAGGGGCCAGUAUAUAGUGAAAAUCACUUAAAAUUUCUGUCCCUUUCAAUGCCUUAGUUUAGCAGGUAGGCUUUAUCUUUUGCCAUUUCUGAAUUUUGUAUGCUCUGUUACCAUUUCACUGGGUGCGAACUGUGAAAUGGGCUGAGUCCUGGCCGCUUUGUGAGUUUUUUAGUUUUUAAGGCAUUUCAGUAUACAUUCUACUAACACUCCAUUUGCAAACAAAACUUCAGCUAAUGUCCCCGUUCAUCUCGCCUUCCUCCUCUUCCUCCCUCAGCUUUAAAGUUCUGUGGAGAAGCUGGAUGUCAAGACAGACAAAGGUAUCCUUGUCCUGCUUCAGCAGUGGUGGCACAGGGGUCCGUAUCACUCAGCCUUGCCCCUCCUAAUCCCAGGUGAGCUCUCGGGCCACUGGCUUCCCACGUAACCAUGUCUCUGCCAUUCCCAGGGAACAUCUUUGCGUAGAGAAUGGAAUAUGCUGCAAACAUUUCUACAUCCUUCCCUUGUAUUCCUCCCUCCUUAGAAGAGAAUAAAGGGCCCAGAAAGAAAGAGAUCCCCAGGCUUUACAGCUUAAUUCCAGACGUGCUUGCUAAGGACGUGAGACUAGGAGCUUCACAGGGCCUGCUGGGGCUCGUGGCUCUCAGCAUAUGAACAGUUACUGGUGCCCGGUGAGGGGCUCAGAGAGGAUUUUGCUGGGAAAGGUGUGUGGACUGAGUGGCAGAAUAGCUGGUUCCCCAGAGAGGGAAAGGCAGUAGGCUCAGCUUUGCUGGGAAGAAACUCCUCUUAAUCUCCAGUUGAAAACCUAGUAGAAAUUUGAAUUAAAUCCCCAAGGUUGAGCCCUCCAUCAGGCAGCAGAGCCAGCUGGAGGAGAUAAGGGGCAAAGCACCCAGAUUGCCAAGCAGUGAAGAGAGAUGGACGCGGGUUGCAUGGCAGCCCACUAUACCUGCCCGGCUUCUCACUGCACCACUAUGGAAUCCUUUGCAGAAUGGUACACAUAUAUAAUGGUUUCAAACAAACACUUGCAUCAUUGACUCUGUGCAGGAUGUCACUCAAUCAGUUUGGAUUUGCUUUAUUUUAUUUUAUAUAUGUAUUUUUUGGUAUCCUGUACAUUGCAGUGGGUGUGAAGAUAGUAUUUUAAUAUUUGUACAAAGUUUAAUUUAAUUUUAAUUGUUCUAUGUAUAUAA